AGCACUGCCGCCUGCUGCUGUGCCGGAGUGGAUAAGCAGUCCAGUCGCCGGAAAGGUGGUGUUUUUUCCGUAGGGUCUACCGUACCUAAACCGGCACCGAGUUCCUUCCUUCGGGGUUUCUCUUUUCACGAAAAAAUGGAAACUUUGGGCUUUGUGGUUUAUUAAUACUGAAGGGGCGCCAGAGGCUGUCAGUGGCCUUUUCCAGGAGACCGCUGGGGAAUAAAGAGUGACCGACCAUGCAUGCUGGCGGCGAGCAGGUCUCAGAGGUGAUGAGCAGGACACCUGAGGAUGACAUGGCAGAGGGGGACCUGGGGGACGGGUUGGGCAGGAAGCCGGGGGGCCUGUACGAGAGGAGGCGGCGGACACGCAGCGGAGGGGCCCGGGGGGAGGCCCCGGAGAGGCUGCCCUCACCAGGGCUGCUGAAGAGGGCCAGUGACAAUGGCAGCGUGGCCUUCUCCUGGACGUCUUGCAGUGCCCUGUACACAGUGUUCCGGCAGGAGCUAGAGGCGGAGAGACCACGCGCCUCCUGGAGAUUGAGCAGCGCAGAAUCCCUCAGUGAUCUUUCCAAUGAAGAACUAAGGCAGAGAGUUCAGGAGGUCACAGAGGAGGUGGAGCUCCUGCGCUGUGAACUGGAGGCUACACAGCGCCACCUGGAGGGCAAGCAUGAAGCACUGAAGAUCCUGCAGAGUCGAGCAGUGUUUGACAAAGCAACCUCUCACACCAAAACUCUCCUGCAGAAGAGUGAGGAGAGGAACAAGGCCCUAGAAAAGGAGGUGAACGCUUUACAGUGGGAAAUCACCUUCAACCAGGUGCAGUUCAAGAACUUUGAGCAGUCCUGGAAGGAGAAAUAUGACAGAGUGUGCAGCGAAAACAAAGCCCUUAGCAACACGGUCAGCGACAGAGCGAGAGAAAUGCAGGAGCUGAGAUCAGAAAACUCCUCCCUCAGUCAGCAGUGCCUAGAGCUCUUAGCCAUGUUGAGUGUUCCGGAGCAGAAGGCCUUUCAGGGGUCCCUGCCCCCUCGCAACAACCUGGGGAGAGAUGGGACAGCCCUGGAGCUGGCAGUGCUGGGGGCGUGCCACUGCAGUGCCAGCGUGAGAGACACGUGCCCCUGUCCUUGUGCCAGGACUGCAGCUGCCAGCCGAAAACAGGUCCUGCAGCUCAAACAGGAGCUGGAGGUACAGAGGAGGAGGAAGGAGGAGGCCUAUGUGAUGGCCGACGCGUUCCGGAUCGCCUUCGAGCAGCAGCUGAAGAGGAAGAGCGAGCACGUCCUGCGUCUGGCCGAAACGGAGGGGUACCUCCGCAAGGACACGCCCCAGGCUCGCAAGGAGGAAGCAGCGGUGAAGGGGGGCUCGGGCAGCAUGGCUCAGAGGCUGAGGGGCAUGCUGCAGAACACCGGGGUCAAGAUUUCAGACGACCCGGCUGAGACGCUGCACAACCUGGUUGACCUGCUGAAUGACAAGGAGGAGGCCCUGGCCCACCAGAGGAAGGUGAGCUACAUGCUGGCCCGCAACGCGGAGGAGCUGGAGCGGCGUCUGCUGCAGGUCAAAGGACAGGACUGCGCUACACGCGGCCAGGAGACCAGGCAAGAGGGGCAGGGCGGUGGCGGCUCGCGCACCCCGCCCUCCAAAACCCCAGACGCCCAGGGGGACCCUGGAGAGGACACGGGCGCCCACGCGCAAUGCCUAGAAACAGGGGAGCCGCCCGUGGAGUGCGCGGCCACCGCCACUGCGUGCGGAGGAGAAAGCUGAGGGUGAUGGCGGGUUCGAGGACCUCCUCCUGACAACUCAGGGACAAUGGUGGAGCAGUGGAGGAGAAGGAGAAACAGAAGUGCGAGCCAGGUUGAAGGGCUGCUAUUUAUACCUCUGUGUGCUCAGGAACACAUUCUACCCCUUCCUACAGAGUGACAGCUGUGAGCGCACCACAGAACCCGCUGUGCUGCCUCUUACCUUGCAACAGAUGUCAGCUGUGGGAGGUGUCUCUGGAGGAUCGCAGAGAGCUACCCAGCUCUGCCCCCACGCCGCCUGGUACAUCACAUGACAGCUAUACACACCCC
Megalops cyprinoides (Indo-Pacific tarpon) is the source of this 2053-nucleotide messenger RNA. RefSeq names its product coiled-coil domain containing 125 (gene ccdc125). The transcript has 12 exons. Bases 237 to 1748 code for a protein of 503 amino acids. Gene Ontology annotation, biological process: negative regulation of Rho protein signal transduction; negative regulation of cell motility. The record is from RefSeq and is a predicted model, not a curated record. Gene Ontology annotation, cellular component: cytoplasm. Lineage: Eukaryota; Metazoa; Chordata; Actinopteri; Elopiformes; Megalopidae.